UUGUCAAAUGAUUACUGACUGGCAGUAGCAGUAAAGUCCGCUGUCCAAAAUCUUUGCAACCUACUUUUUUUAGGUUGAAUGUAUUGUGUAAGGUUAGUCUGGCGAUUAUCAAAAAUAAUUCUAAUGUAUGUAGAGGUGUGAAAUAUAAUUUGUGUAUGAACAGUAGUUGGUGUAAAUAUGUCAGGAGAUGACUCAAAUAUGUCUGUAGAUGAGUACGAUGAAGUGACUUUACAGGAUGAGCUGCGAAAUAUUCGGAGUUUUAUACAUUUAACAAGGGGUAAUAUUGAUGCUCUCAACGCUAAAUUUGCUUGUUUUCAACACCCUCCAUCAAUUUAUUUAGCAGAAUAUCAAGAGCUGACAAGUAAACUUCACGAUUACGAGGUUAGGGAACACCAGUUGAUAGAAGAAAUUACUAGUGUAAAUGCGUUUGCUCAGGAAAGUGAUACUGGUAACGCAACAUCUGUAGAAAAUGUGAGUAUUACCGGUAUUAGUAUUUGUAGAACGAUACCAUUAAGAUCUGUAAUUAGAGCUCACCUUCCGAACCAACAGCGCACAAGUGUUCAGGUGAGGGUUGGUCAGUCAGUUCGUGAUUCACUGUCCAAGGCAAUGAGCUUUCGAAACAUUACUCCUUCUAUGUGCACUGUGUACACUCUCAAUCAUGAGCAAAUAGAAUGGGAUGCAGAUAUUUCCACAAUUGACUGUGACGAAAUAAAGGUAGAAAUCAUUGAUAAGUUUCCAGUUACUACCAGUAUAUCUCACAAUUUCAUUAGAAAGACAUUUUUCUCGCUGGCGUUCUGUGAGUGUUGCAGGCGGCUUUUGUUUCAAGGUUUUUAUUGUAGGACGUGUGGUUAUCGGUUCCAUCAGAGGUGUGCAGCUGGUGUGCCGGCACUAUGUCAACAAGUUAGAAUGGAGGAAACCUACUAUCAAGCGCUACUGGCGAGGAAUGCAGAAGAAAAGGCUGGCAUACUAAUGCCAUCGGAUUAUGGUAUGAACAGAUCAUCCGAUCAACGACAUCCAAGGGCGUUCAGCCACGGAGAGAGAUCGAGCUCAGCACCGAAUGUCUGUAUAAAUGUAGUCAAUCUACCAGGAACAACUGACUCUACUGGUUUGGAGGGCUUUGUGCAUUUGGCCACUAACAUUCCAAAUCCCGCAACAGGCUCGUCGAGGCUGUCGCACAGUCAGAGUGCGCAGGCGUCGCCGACGAACGCGCUGAGGCCGUGGAGGCCUAGAGCCCGCAGUGCUGACGAAAGCGCCAACAAGAAGAUUCAUCGUGACUCGAGCAAUAGAGAGCCCUGUGAGAACUGGGAAAUAUUGGCCGAAGAAAUUCUUAUCGGCCCACGCAUUGGCUCCGGCUCGUUUGGAACUGUUUUCAAGGGACACUGGCAUGGCCCGGUUGCUGUGAAAACGCUCAACGUAAAAGACCCGACACCUGCACAGUUGCAGGCGUUCAAAAACGAGGUCGCCGUACUCAGGAAAACCAGGCACGUCAACAUUCUUCUCUUCAUGGGCUGUGUUAGCAAACCUCAACUGGCUAUUGUUACUCAGUGGUGUGAGGGCUCUAGUCUCUACAGGCAUCUGCACGUUCUAGAUUCAAAGUUCGAAUUGCACACGUUAAUUGAUAUUUCAAGGCAGACGGCACAGGGUAUGGAUUAUUUGCAUGCUAAGAACAUUAUUCACCGCGAUCUAAAGAGUAAUAAUAUAUUUUUACACCACCCGGCUGUGAAGAUCGGUGAUUUCGGUCUAGCGACUGUGAAGACAAAGUGGUCGGGAGGACAGCAGUUUCACCAGCCUUCGGGUUCCGUCAUGUGGAUGGCACCAGAAGUGGUAAGGAUGAAAGAGGAGAACCCGUACAGUUUCCAGUCGGAUGUCUAUGCUUAUGGAAUUGUGUUGUAUGAACUGUUCUCUGGUGAACUGCCGUACGGCGCUGACCUCAACAUGGAUGUCAUUUUGUACAUGGUUGGGCGAGGUUGGAAGCGUCCGGACCUGGACAAGCUGCACUCGGAGACGCCCAAGGCGCUGAGGCGGCUGACUGAGGACUGCACAAAGUUCAACCGCGAGGAGAGGCCUCUCUUCAGACAGAUCCUUGCCUCGCUUGAGAGUCUGUCGCGCGCCCUGCCCAAGAUCCAGCGAUCGACGUCCGAGCCGACGCUCAACCGCACUCAGCUGCAGUCCGAGGACUUUCUGCUCUACCCCUGUCCUUCGCCCAAGACGCCCGUCAACGCUCAGUAUGGAGCAUUUCCU
Molecule: messenger RNA, 2241 nt
Organism: Nilaparvata lugens (brown planthopper)
Lineage: Eukaryota; Metazoa; Arthropoda; Insecta; Hemiptera; Delphacidae
Product: raf homolog serine/threonine-protein kinase Raf-like
Exons: 1
Biological process (GO): protein phosphorylation; signal transduction
Molecular function (GO): protein kinase activity; ATP binding
Source: RefSeq, a predicted model, not a curated record